Messenger RNA from Lampris incognitus (smalleye Pacific opah), 2778 nucleotides. It is a transcript of the gene adam19b, whose product is annotated as ADAM metallopeptidase domain 19b. The record is from RefSeq and is a predicted model, not a curated record. The coding region runs from base 1 to 2778 and encodes 925 amino acids. NCBI's taxonomy places the organism in Eukaryota, Metazoa, Chordata, Actinopteri, Lampriformes, Lampridae. The transcript has 23 exons. Gene Ontology annotation, biological process: membrane protein ectodomain proteolysis. Gene Ontology annotation, molecular function: metalloendopeptidase activity.
AUGCCGGUCAUCUGUUGGCAAACUGAGCAGAGUUUCCUGAAGAGCAGCCUGCAGCUCAUAGAUAGUUAUGAGAUUACCUAUGUCAGAUGGCUGCACCCUGACCGACACUGGAGGUCCUCUGGCAAAGAGCACCCUGGAGAGACAGAGGUCCUGAUCACAGCUGAGGGGCAGGAGCUCAGACUACACCUGGAAAGGAACGAGCAGUUAUUGGCCCCUGGAUAUCAGGAGAUAUGGUAUACUCCCGGCGGGGCCCGCCAGACCUCCUCUCCCACCUACACUGGCCACUGUUUCUAUCACGGGGAGGUUGUGGGUGUGGAGGGCUCCAGCCUGGCGGUCAGCACAUGCUCAGGACUCAGGGGACUGAUUUCUCUGAACAGCAGCGUCAGCUACCUGAUAGAACCGCUCCCGGUCUCCACGGACCUGCAACAGUAUGCUGUGUUCAGAGCUGAGAGCCUCCAUCUGCCCAACGGAAGCUGCCUACAUCAACCUGGUCACAAGGAGCCUGAGCAUGGGCUUAGCAACCUCAUCCAUGGAAUGAUAAUGCCACAGAGAGACAGAGAAAAACGGGACUUGAGCCAGAGUAUGAAGUAUGUGGAGCUGUUGCUGGUAGCAGACCAUGCUGAGUUUCAGAACCAUGAGCGAAAUCUUGAGAGUACCAAAAUGAAGUUAUUGGAGGCUGCUAAUUAUGUUGAUAAGUACUACAAGGCGCUGAGCAUCCGCGUGGCAGUGAUUGGUUUGGAAGUGUGGUCGGACCAAGAUAGGAUCAACGUAUCUGACAACCCAUACAGCACCUUGGGGGCCUUUCUGGCUUGGAGGCGCAAGCAUCUCCACAUGCUGCCCAAUGACAAUGCUCAACUCAUCACGGGGAUGUCAUUCCAGGGCACCACCAUCGGGUUGGCACCUCUCAAAGCCAUGUGCUCCGAGUACCAGUCUGGGGGAGUGAACGCGGAUCACUCAAAGUCUGCAGUGGGUGUGGCAGCCACCAUGGCCCAUGAGAUGGGCCAUAACUUUGGGAUGAGCCAUGACAGUGCAGGCUGCUGCCAUGCAAAAGCUGACGAUGGGGGAUGCAUCAUGGCUGCUGCCACUGGACACCCAUUCCCUCGUGUGUUUAACACCUGCAACCAAAAAGAGUUGAUACGCUACCUGAGCUCUGGAGGAGGAAAGUGCCUCUUUAACCUGCCGAACACCAGAGCCAUCUAUGGUGGCCAACGCUGUGGCAACGGGUACCUGGAGGAUGGAGAGGAGUGUGAUUGUGGAGAUGAAGAGGAGUGUACUAGUCCCUGCUGCAAUGCCAAUAACUGUACUCUGAAAGCUGGGGCUGAGUGUGCUCAUGGGGUCUGCUGUCAUAACUGCAAGCUAAAGCCUCCGGGUGUGCUGUGCCGUGGCCCCUCAGGGCCGUGUGAUUUACCAGAGUACUGCGACGGGAAGGUGGAGUCUUGUCCUGCCAACUUUUACUUGGUGGACGGUACUUCCUGUGCAGGAGGGAAGGCCUACUGCUACACUGGCAUGUGUCUGACCCUGGAGCAGCAGUGUCAGUCGCUCUGGGGAGGAGAUGGCCACCCUGCCCCUGACCUGUGUUUUAAGCGAGUCAAUGAGGCCGGGGACGCCUUUGGGAAUUGUGGCAAAGACCUGCUUGGGAAGUACAGGGGCUGCAAGGAGAGAGAUGCUACAUGUGGGAAGAUCCAAUGUUCCAGCUCUGCCUCCAAGCCCAUUGACACCAAUGCUGUUCCCAUUGACACCACAGUCCGCCUGGGCAACAGGAGGAUUCUGUGCAGGGGAACACAUGUCUACUCACCCGGCCAGGGAGACGAGAGACAAGGGGACACUCUGGACCCAGGCCUGGUCAUGACCGGCACCAAGUGUGGUGAGGACUCGAUCUGCUUUGGGGGAGAGUGCCGCAACGCAUCUUUUCUGAGAGCAGAUGAGUGCAAUGCCAAGUGCCAUGGCCACGGGCUGUGCAACAAUAACCACAACUGCCACUGCGACUCAGGAUGGGCCCCUCCUAGGUGUGACCAGACUGGGGCAGGAGGAAGUGUGGACAGCGGACCUGUCAUCAGCCAUAGUAGUCUCCUUCCGGUCCUGUUGCUCCUUCCUCUGGCUAUUUUUGUUGUGUUGGCUGCGGUUGGACUGUGGUGCUUCUACAGACACAAGAUCCGCCCACUGAAAGCUUCUGUUCCACCACCUCCAAAUCCAAAUUGUUCAGUGCCAACCGAAACUGAACAUCUCCAUGUCUCUGGUCAUACCAAUCCUACAUUCCUGCUAAGAAAGCAGGAUUCAAACCAGCUGUCCAAUCCUCGUCCAAGCCCAUCCUGCCCUCCUCGGUCCAGACAUGCUAUUGUGCGUCCUACAGUAAAGCCUCCCCCUAUACCUGCUUAUGCGGCAGAGCAGAGAAAGAAACCCGAUCUGGCCCAGACCCAGCCUCAGGUUCCUCCUCAGACAAAGUCCUCUCCUCAGGACCGUACUCCAGCCCAGGUUCGACCUCCUCCUGUACUAUCUCGCUUGACCCAGGAGAAAGAACCCCAAGCCACACCUCCUGCACCCUCCUCUGCACUACCAACUUUACCGUCUACGGCCCCCAAGCCCCAUCCCUCACCCCCAACAUCGGAAAACUCCCGACCCGACCCCCCUAACAGACCUCCACCACCUUGUCCCGUCAGCAGACCAUCAGUGGAGAAGCAACAGAGAAACCAGCUACAGGUGGUGACCUCAGAUGCUCUCCAGAGAGGAAAGGCUGCUCUGGCUCAUUCUGCUGGACAGAAAAAGCCAAACAGAUCCUAA